Asterias rubens (European starfish) is the source of this 2257-nucleotide messenger RNA. RefSeq lists its product as uncharacterized. The record is from RefSeq and is a predicted model, not a curated record. Lineage: Eukaryota; Metazoa; Echinodermata; Asteroidea; Forcipulatida; Asteriidae. The transcript has 9 exons. Bases 270 to 1472 code for a protein of 400 amino acids.
GCAAGAUUCCCCCGUCUCGCCUCGCUCGCUGCUGCCAGAUCAACACAACACCACUGAUACACAUCACCACGCCUUUUCAUGUUCCAUUCUAUCUCACUACAGAAACGGAAAACCGUUUCCGUAGGCAGCCACCAGCCGGCACGACGAAAACCGGAUGCCGUAAAAAUAGCGAGCUUUAAAUGUGGAAAUACCAGACGGCAAGUUGGCUGAAGUGAAAAGUUUUGUUGUUGACUUUUUCGUGUGGAGAUCGGGAUAAGUUUCUACUAGCUAUGGGCACGGCGCGCGACAGACAGGCUACCUUCUCAUCAUUGCAAUGUAGAAGACGCAACCUGUUGUUCAUACUCAUUGUUAUCAGCCAGGCGGUUAGACAUGGAUUCUGUGCUGCAUCGACGUACUCAUCUUCCAAAACAAGUGAGCAAGUGCCAACAGAACGAGAAAGUCACUCAGCGGUUGACGUAAGGCCCCUGAACAUGGACAGUGUACCCCUGAACCAGGACAAUGGACUUCUCAAUGAAGAAGACAUUACAUCUUCAAAUCAGGACAAUGCACCUGGAAGACCAAAGCAAGAGGAAACGGCUUUUGAUUGGCUAGGCGGGAAAAAUCCAGAGGAAUUGUCCAGUACGGCCGAAAACGAAGAUCGCCAUGGCAACGUGGAGGAGCAAACUAACUCCAAAUGCUGCUACAGACAGAGGAAGUUUAGUACAAUCGGAUUCGAUACAGCGGCUAGACGGCCAAUAAGGAAAGACGUCGGUCGAUGUAGAAGGACGUACUUGACUGAACCUUCUGCCAAGAAUCCAACUUCAAGUGUCCGGGAUGAAUUCAAGAGGACUCGGCGACAAGAACCUCUGACUCAGUGUGAUCAACCGUGUAAUGAUGGCAACUCAUGUUUACCGACGAGAAUACUGCUUGAGCAGAGUCUAUACGCAAACACAUGGACCUCAACCGAUUAUGAGGUUGUGGAGGAUUGCCAGUGCGUACCCAGGGUGCACCCAUGUGACAGGAUGCCACUAUUUAAAGUUUUCCAUCACAACACGCCGUACGAGACCACAAUCGAUGUUGGAGAAUGCAGGGGUAGAUGCUUCGCAGGGUCGGAUUCUGAUUUGGAGUGUCGGGCAAUCCAGAACAAAACGGAAACGGUGCUUGGUCCGAAUGGUCACGAAUGUGUAGAAGUGGUCACCAGUUGCGCAUGUGCCGAAAGCUGCUACCGUGCGAGUCACGUGGUGUCUUUCUAUAUCAUCAAACACAACGAAACGACAGGCGAACCCUACGAGACAGUUCAAGAAAUGGAUGUUGGAAAAUGCGUUGGAGGUUGUGUCGAUAGAAAGGGCGUCUGUAUUCGAAACACAAACUGCGCUGCCAUUCUGCUUCCAAACACCCACUGUUCACCCAAGGAGUAUGUCCCGCACACCUUCCUGACGAGAGAUCGCGAGAACUUGACUGUGCACGUGGUAAACGAAUGCAGGUGCUUCUGAGUGCAACGAGGUUGAACGGGAUUUACAAUUUCCAACUAUGUGUCUAGGACAAUGAUGUCAUUUUGCUCAUGAGAUUUUUUCCCGCCAAACUUUAUAUGGUGCUUUGCUGGAAUUGUCUGACUAAUGUUGAUGAGUUUGAUUAUGUAAUAUUUCACUCCAUGCAGUGGUGACUCUUGUAUAUAAUUAUGUUAAUAUAAUGAUUAACCACACCAAUAAGAAGAGCUUAUAGCUGUCCUUUAUGAAGGAACUGUUAUCCAUCCACGUAAUGGAACAAUGGUGCCAAGACUUCAAGCCCCUUAAGAUGCUAUUAAGAUGCCUGAUACUUCACGCGGGAGGCAACGAAUGCAGUUGCCUCCAGCCCCACUGGUCAUUGCCUUCCUUGAAAUGCUCCGGUAGAAGAUUACAAUUUCCUCAUAGGGUGCCCUUUACCCAUGCGAACAUGCCCUGAUGCCCUUUGCCCUUUGAAGCAUAUGCUUUGGAAGGUGACUGAAAAGAAGAACUUUAAAACUGGGUCCUAAACCCAACGAGAUCAGUCCUAACCAAGAGCAGUGUGUCAAGACCAGAGGAGAGUCCCAGACCACGGCCGAUUCCGGAUGUCUGAGGGGAAGAUAUACAACACUGACCGUGAGAGACUUUUAAAAGAUUUUAACCUGUACCCACUGGAGGUUACACGAAUGAGCAGAGAUUUGAUGGAGAUCUUCAGGAUAUACUAAAGACACUUGACACUAUUGGUAGUUGUCAAAGACCAGUCUUCUCACCUGGUGUAUCUCAACAUAUGCACAAAA